UUAGCGUCGGUGGCGUCUCUCCUAACCUUCGUUGAGAAAUCAAUAAUCCACGCGCCAUUUCAUUGGUAGCAGAUCUCUCCUUCCUCCUCUGACCUCUCUCUCCAUCGCGCAGAUCCAGCACCGCCAUGGCCGCCGCCUCCCCUCCCCUCCUCCCCACCACCGUCCUCCCCGCCAACGCCACCGCCACCGUCUCCCCCGCCCCCACCUCCGUCUCCUCCGCCGACGCCAACCCUGCCGCCACGCGCGCCUUCCUCGCCCGCCUCCUCGACUCCGUCAAGCGCGCGCUCUCGGGGGCGCGCCCCUGGCCGGAGCUCAUCGACCGCAGCGCCCUCUCCCGCCCGGAAUCCCUCUCCGACGCCGGCGCCCGCCUCCGCAAGAACCUCGCCUACUUCCGCGUCAACUACGCCGCCAUCGUCGCCCUCUCCCUCGCCGCGACCCUCCUCGCCCACCCCUUCUCCCUCGCCGCGCUCCUCGCCCUCCUCGCCGCCUGGUGCUUCCUCUACCUCCUCCGCCCCUCCGACGCGCCCCCGCUCGCCGCCUUCGGACGCACCUUCUCCGACAGGGAGACCCUCGGGGGACUCAUCGUCGCCUCCGCCUUCGUCGUCUUCCUCACCUCCGUCGGAUCCCUCAUCUUCUCCGCGCUCGCCCUCGGCGCCGCCAUUGUCUGCGCGCACGGCGCAUUCCGCAUCCCCGAGGACCUCUUCCUCGACGAGCCAGACCAGGCCAACGGCGCCGCCUCCGUCAACCUGCUCUCCUUCAUCACCAGCGCCACCGGAGGCCGCGUCUGAUCCUCCUCCUCGCGCAUGCAUUCCAAGCAAAGGUCAUAAAUUCUUUUUAUAUUAUACCUAUGAGACAAACACUAUCAUUUAUUCGUAUGGUGAUCGAUGUAGAACAAAAAAAAAUUAGGGGAGAAUGAUACUGCUAUAAGAUGCAUAUAUGAUUUUGUCGAUGAUCUAGUUUUGUUUCCUUUUGCAUUUGAUGUAUGAGAAACUUGAGAGCAAAAAGAAGAAUUCUGUUAUUGAUCCUGAUAUUGAUGUGAUCCGUCUCAUCAAUCGUGCCGGUUCUGUUAUAAAAUUCACAAAUUUGUUUUGGUUUGAUGGAUGAUUCAUAAGCCAUCUCAUUCUGUAAAGAUGAUAUACAUGAAUCUAGGUUAAUCAAAUAAUGUUGGAUCUGAUAUUGUACAUCUUCAUUUGAACAUUAUACAAGGAUGAGAGAUUUCGUUUGUC
Molecule: messenger RNA, 1226 nt
Organism: Oryza sativa Japonica Group (Japanese rice)
Lineage: Eukaryota; Viridiplantae; Streptophyta; Magnoliopsida; Poales; Poaceae
Source: RefSeq, a predicted model, not a curated record